Sus scrofa (pig) is the source of this 2488-nucleotide messenger RNA. It is a transcript of the gene ANKMY2, whose product is annotated as ankyrin repeat and MYND domain containing 2. Lineage: Eukaryota; Metazoa; Chordata; Mammalia; Artiodactyla; Suidae. Gene Ontology annotation, molecular function: protein binding. The record is from RefSeq and is marked validated.
GAGACCGCCCGCCCAGCUCGCCCGAGCUCGCCCGCUGCUCGCCAGCCCUCGGGAGGGUGGAGAGAAUUCGAAUGCUUCCGCGGUUGGCUACUCAGUGUCCUAGUCUCAAGUUGCCUAACGCUGCUGCUGGCGUUCCUAAUAUAGACACAGCGUUUCUUUUUAAUACUUCCAAAGAAACAAAAUAGCAGUCAAGCUGGCGGAAGCAAUGGUUCACAUCAAGAAAGGCGAGCUGACCCAGGAGGAAAAGGAGCUGCUGGAAGUUAUCGGAAAAGGUACUGUCCAAGAAGCUGGAACACUGUUAGCUAGCAAGAAUGUUCGUGUCAACUGUUUGGAUGAGAAUGGAAUGACUCCUCUAAUGCAUGCUGCCUAUAAAGGGAAACUUGAUAUGUGCAAAUUACUUUUACGCCAUGGAGCUGAUGUAAAUUGUCAUCAACAUGAACAUGGAUACACAGCCCUCAUGUUUGCUGCACUUUCUGGUAAUAAAGACAUCACAUGGGUAAUGUUGGAAGCUGGUGCCGAGACAGAUGUUGUCAAUUCUGUAGGAAGAACAGCAGCUCAGAUGGCAGCCUUUGUGGGUCAGCAUGAUUGUGUGACUAUAAUCAACAAUUUCUUUCCUCGAGAGAGACUGGAGUAUUACACUAAGCCGCAGGGUCUGGAUAAAGAGCCGAAACUGCCCCCAAAGCUGGCAGGCCCACUGCAUAAAAUUAUCACCACAACAAAUCUUCAUCCUGUCAAGAUUGUUAUGCUUGUAAAUGAGAAUCCUCUGCUGGCAGAAGAAGCAGCUCUGAAUAAAUGCUACAAGGUGAUGGAUUUGAUUUGUGAGAAAUGUAUGAAGCAGAGAGACAUGAAUGAAGUACUGGCUAUGAAAAUGCAUUACAUUAGCUGCAUCUUUCAGAAAUGUAUUAACUUCUUAAAAGACGGAGAGAAUAAACUGGACACCCUGAUCAAAAGCUUGUUAAAAGGCCGAGCUUCUGAUGGCUUUCCAGUAUAUCAAGAAAAGAUCAUUAGAGAAAGUAUCAGAAAAUUUCCUUACUGUGAAGCUACACUCCUCCAGCAGCUGGUGCGAAGCAUUGCUCCUGUUGAAAUUGGUUCUGAUCCCACCGCAUUCUCUGUACUUACCCAGGCCAUCACUGGUCAGGUGGGUUUUGUGGAUGUUGAAUUUUGCACUACCUGUGGAGAAAAGGGAGCAAGUAAAAGAUGCUCAGUGUGCAAAAUGGUAAUAUAUUGUGAUCAAACCUGCCAGAAAACACACUGGUUUGCACAUAAGAAAAUCUGUAAGAAUCUCAAGGACAUUUAUGAAAAGCAACAGUUGGAGGCUGCCAAAGAAAAGAGUGAAGAGGAGAACAAUGGCAAGCUUGACGUCAAUUUGAAUUGUGUUAAUGAAGAGCAGCCAGAGGCGGAAACAGGAAUCUCCCAGGAGGAUUGCAAUCCUAAGGAUGCUAUAGAAGGGGAGAAACAACUGCUUCAGAGUGAUGUUGGGCUGGAAGGCUUACAGAAGGCUCCUGUAGGUCCGCAGGUAUCUGAGGAGUAAGAGCCAGGCGGAUGGUCCUCGUCCUGGCAGGUAGCUGGAAAACUCAUGUGACCGCAUCCUUCUUGCCUGCACACCUGCAUGGCACUGCUGCCGGAUUCCACAGUUCAUAGAUUAGAUGCUUUCCAGCAAAGCUCUGUCUUCCAUAUCCUAAUUUCCUAUUGAUUUCUAUUUUAUAAUUUGACAGAUAUUCCUAGGGAGAAAUUGUUUUUCAAAAUAUAGAAGAAACAUUUCUAUUUCUUUUCUGAGGCAAGCUUCCCAGCAGUUGUUCUAAAAGGAAGAUAAAUCCUCUUUUAAAGAAGAAAUAUAUGCUCUAGGGAACAAAGCGGCAAGCAGAAAAGUUGUAGGAGAGAGGAGAUUUUCAAGAAAGAAAAAUUUUAUAGCCAUAAAGAUGGAUAGUUAAAAUAAUCAUAACUUAUAUGUAAAUAAAAUGCAUAUAAAUAGCAUUUACAUAGUGAAGUUCUUCUUACUAAGAUGCAAUGAAAUGAAGAAAAGCUACAUGUUAAUGGAUCUUUGCAUAGUUCAGCUGAUUGUAAUUUUCUACAGAAUUUAUCCUGAGCAGUCAGAACUUCAUAUAGUUCCUGCAGUGACGUUUAAUCUACAAUAUCUGUACCUUGAGAAAUGUCAAAUCCCCCAGGAAGAACUAAGGCAUAGCCACAGUUAUUUCAGCAUGUGCAUUAAAAAAGAUGUUUGGUGAAAUUGUUGAUUAAACAAAGACUAAACAUACUGUGUCCACAAUUACAAAACUAAUUCAUGUGCCAUUUUCUACUUCAAAGGCUUUUAUCUUCCUGUCCACAAACUGAUUUAUAGCUAUCAUUUGUAGACUGUCCUGGCAACAUAUUUUAGUGUCUACAGUAUUUAAAUAGAGCUAAAGACUGUGAGAUUUGAAGAUAGUGUUGUGUUUCAAAGUUUCUUAUGUUGGUUGUAAAAUAAAUUGUGCUUAAUAAUACAAGCAACUCA